This is a messenger RNA of Spodoptera frugiperda (fall armyworm), 6116 nucleotides long. RefSeq lists its product as uncharacterized. Gene Ontology annotation, molecular function: zinc ion binding; nucleic acid binding. NCBI's taxonomy places the organism in Eukaryota, Metazoa, Arthropoda, Insecta, Lepidoptera, Noctuidae. Gene Ontology annotation, biological process: DNA integration. The record is from RefSeq and is a predicted model, not a curated record.
ACGCGGACGCGACUUGAGAACAAGAAAAAUUCAAAUUUGACCAACGAAUAUGCAAGUCAUCCAGCAGUGAACAUAUUUUCUGCGGUCUUCAUACAUCGUGUCGGCAUCGAAUUUUCAUCGUGUUCAUCGUGUAUACUUCAACAUCUUCGUUCGCAUUUGGUGCAUCGUGAUUAUUGGCACGGCGUCACUUACGCCAUCUUAGCCGUCUUCAAACCAACGAACGAAGAAUUUGGGACGACAUCAACUCAGCGGUUGCAAAUACACGUCUUCGGAUUGUCGUCGUGCAUCGAGAAACGUGAAGAAUCUCCUCGACACAAUCAACAUUUGUGGUUUGCGGCAACAUAACCGUGAGAUCGUUCCAAUUAUUCCAUACAUUUUCCAUAAUCAUCAUCAUCGUAGUUAUCAUAUUUUCUUAGUUACAUCCAUCCAUUUCAUUAGUUUCAUCGCAUUAGUAUUUUGCAAGUCAUUCAAAUCAUUUUCUUCGGCCUCCAUUGAAUUUAGACUGUUACACACUGCAUGUCGCUUAGGCGCCUUGAAAAAUUUUCAUAGCAAAGCAUGCCCUUGCCUUUAGCUCAAUCAUACUUUUCGUAACAAAUUGCCUUUAAUUUUUUGCUAGGCGUUUUGCAAUUGUAUACGCCUUGUAAAAUUUUUAUAGCAAAUCGCAACUUUGCAUGUCGUGGCUUAAAAAAUUCAACAGGCUUUUAUAUUUCUUUUGUUUUGCCUUCACCCGUGUUUAGCUUACAGCUUAUUAAACUAAUUUAAAUCAAGCAUGACUGAUAUCAAAAGCCUUAUUAAGAAGCGAGCUUCGAUUAAAGCUAAGCUUACGCUAUUUUCCACUUAUUUAAACGUAGUCAAGUCUUGCGAAAAGUUAAGUGAGACUCAGCUCAUUGAAAUUGAGCAGCGACUGAAUGCAUUCGAGAGCUUAUAUGAAAAAUAUGACACGUUACAGAUUCACCUGGAAGAAGCAGUGGACGAACCCAGCGAGCAAUAUGCGGAACGCGAGACAUUCGAGAACCUGUACUACGCGUUGGUUGCUUCUGCACGCCAGCUAGUCGGCAGCGCUCGCAAGCAUCUUACGGGAGACUCCGCGUCCGAGGUGGUAUCUGGUUCUUCUCAUACACACAAUCACUCAUCUGUGCGAUUACCCAAAAUUGAUUUACCGAAAUUCUCCGGCAGCUAUCAUGACUGGUUAGAAUUUAGGGACACCUUUAUUUCCAUCAUACACAAGAAUGAAGGUAUUGAUAAAAUUAAUAAACUGCACUAUCUUCGUGCUUCGUUGAAGGGUAGUGCCUCUCUUAUUAUAGACAAUUUAGACUUCAGGUCAGAUAAUUAUGACGCUGCUUGGAAGUUGCUCUGCUCGAGAUACGACAACAAAAGACUGCUUGUAAAUAAUCAUGUUCAAGCACUUUUUAAUAUAAAUAGCAUCAACAAGGAGUCCAGUAAGGCAUUGCGUCAUUUAGUUGAUACGAUCAAUAAAAAUUUAAGAGCCUUGUCCACUCUUGAUCAGCCAGUUCAGCAUUGGGACACUCUUAUUAUUUAUAUCAUGACCAGUAGGCUUGAUCAAGUGACGAAUCGUGAGUGGGAAGAGCACAGGAAUUCGUUAAAUGAUCCUCCAACUUUAGACAUCUUCAUAAAUUUCAUUAGUAACAGAGCUGACUUAUUGGAGACACUUGAAGAGUCUAGACCUUUAAAAUCUAGAGCUGAAGGUGCAGGUGAGAGUAAUCAUAGAUCGAAAGCAUUCGUAUUUUGUCCCAUGUGUAAGGAGAAACACUUCAUUUUUCAAUGUGACAAAUUUAGAAUUCUGCCUGUUCAGGAUAGGAUUAAGAAAGCUCACGCUUCUAACGUUUGUUUAAACUGUCUUCGACCAGGGCAUCAUGCACAAAAUUGCAAAUUAGGUCAUUGUAAAUACUGUCCUGAAAAACACAAUACUUUGCUUCACACAGACAAAGAAUCUCCUCGUACACAAAACAUUGUUCUUUCUGCCAAUCACCUUAAUACAUCAAAGGUUGUAUUACUGUCCACAGCGGUCGUGAAGGUGUCAGACGCUGCAGGCAAUCUUCACGAUGCCAGGGUGUUGCUGGACAACGGAAGCACGGCGAACUUCAUAUCUGAAGACUUCUGCCGCAAGCUACGUAUCCAUAUUUAUCCCGUUAAAUCUAAUGUGAGGGGCAUAAAUGACCAGGCAUCAGCUUGUUCACAUGGCUGUGCAAUUCGAUUAAAGUCAGACCAUAGUAAUUUUGAAGUAGGACUAGAUUGCUACGUCAUAUCUAAGGUGUCAUCAUCCAUUCCUAAUACAUAUGUUCAUACGGAUAACAUCAGUUUACCUAGCAACAUAGUUCUUGCCGACCCUGACUUUUAUACUCCGUCUUCCAUCGACAUCCUUGUCGGAGCGGAAAUAUUUUGGGGUAUCAUAGGCAUGAAUCGCAUUACACUAGGUAAAAACAUGCCCACAUUAGUUGAGUCGAAAUUAGGUUGGCUCGUAACAGGCGUUUUACAGCAACCUAAUCAUUCAUCCCCUAACAUUUCUUCCUUUGUAACUCUUACAGAUGACUUACGGGUGGGCCUGAAUCGCUUUUGGGAGCUAGAUUCAGUAGAUCCAAAGCACAAACAGACAUGCGAGGAGCGAUCCUGCGAAGACAUUUUCGUAGAGACCACAUAUCGUGAUUCGGAUGGACGGUUUGUUGUUACAAUUCCUCUUAAAGAAUCACCCGACGUGUUAGGUGACUCGUAUUCAAUGGCCAAGCGUCGCUUUCUUUCACUUGAACGUCGUUUGGCCAAAGAUACUCACUUAAAGCAACUUUAUGUCAGCUUCAUGACUGAAUAUAUAGAGUUAGGCCAUAUGUCUGAGUAUAGUCACCUUAACACUACGUCUUCUUACUCUAAUUACUUACCUCAUCAUGGAGUAUUGAACGAGUCAAAGUCUACAACCAAACUUAGGGUUGUCUUUGACGCUUCGGCUCGUACUACCACAGGUAAGUCGUUCAACGACAUACAAAUGGUGGGUUCGCCUCUCCAAGACGAUUUAUUGUCCAUAUUGCUUAGGUUUCGUCAACAUAUGAUAGUCGUUAGCGCAGACAUAGAGAAAAUGUAUAGAGUUACUCUUGUGAACGACAUUCAUAAACCUCUGCAAAAGAUCCUUUGGAGAGCAGAACCAACUCAUCCCCUAAAAACGUAUACGCUAAACACAGUGACGUAUGGCACUGCUUCAGCACCAUUCUUAGCAACCAGGUGUCUCAUGCAGCUUGCUCGAGAGUGUGAUGAUCCAUCAACGCGCUCUACAAUAGAGCAUGACUUCUAUGUCGACGAUUUUUUGUCAGGGAAUUCAUCUGUGGUAGAGACGAUAGACAAAUGUCAAAAGGUCCUUGCUGUUCUUCAAACUGGUAGGUACAAUCUACGCAAAUGGCAAUCCAAUUCAUGUGAUGUACUGAAGGCUAUUUGUGGAGAUCAGGUUACCUCUGAUUUCGUCAUCCUUAGCGAAAAUGAAUUGUCAAAGACACUAGGGCUAAACUGGAGGUGCUCAACAGACACAUUUUCCUUUGCCAUCAAUGUCACUCCCAGUAACAACACUACGAAACGUCAAAUCUUAUCGACAAUUUCCCAAAUAUUUGACCCUAUUGGCUUGGUUGUUCCUUGCAUAGUAGAGGCUAAAAUAUUAAUGCAGCAGUUGUGGCUUACGGGUUGCUCUUGGGAUGAACCCGUUUCUGAAGAGAUUCAGCAUACCUGGAGUGAAUUCACACAGACUUUACCUCUUCUGAAUAAUUUUAACAUACCUCGGUGGGUUCUUUGUGAGUCAUUUAAUUGUACUUCGUUGCAGUUACAUGUUUUCACUGACGCCUCUGAAAGAGCAUACGGUGCUUGUGUGUAUGUUCGAAGUGUAUCGGAGAACGGAAAGGUUCACGUUCAUCUUCUAACGGCCAAAAGCAAAGUCGCUCCAGUCAAGUCCACAACCAUUCCCCGCCUCGAACUCUGUGCAGCAUUAUUGGGCUCACGUCUUUAUAAUAAGGUCCGUCAGUCAUUGACUUUGGAAUUUGAGGAGGUAUACUUCUGGUGUGACUCUACUAUAGUGUUGGGCUGGUUGUCUACGUCCCCAACGCAGCUUAAGACGUUUGUUCGCCAUAGAGUUUCUGAGAUACAGGAAACUACUGCGGGAAGGUCUUGGCUCUAUGUUCCCUCUCUUUUAAACCCCGCAGACCUCGCUUCGCGUGGACUCAGGGCCGACAAACUACUGUCGUCUUCGUUGUGGUGGUCAGGACCUCCAUAUCUUCUUGAAGGUACAUCUUCUUGGCCACAAUUUCCAAAUUCAAAUCAUCAUGACGUCAAUCUUCCUGAAACAGUUUCUUGUCAUCAUGUUGACGUCGUCAAUAAAACAGAUAAUCUUAUAAGUUCGUUAUUUCCUAAAUAUGCAUCUAAUCUUAACAAAUUACAACGUAUGAUUGCAUACGUGUUACGAUUCUGUAAUAAGUGUAAGAAACAGGAAUCUGCCUGCGGUUCACUCUCUUCUUCAGAAUUAAACAAUUCUUUACAUCUUCUUUGUAGAUUAUCUCAACAGGAUUCGUUUUCUGAAGAAUAUAAUUUGUUGUCAGCAGGCAAACAAUUACCUGCUAAAAAUAAACUUCUCUCCUUGUCUCCAUUCUUUGACACUAAAUCUAACUUAAUUCGUGUGGGGGGCAGGUUGAGUAAUUCCUUUUACGAUUACGAUGUUAAGCAUCCAAUUCUCUUAUCUAGUUCUCAUAUUAUUUGCAAGUUGUUAUUCAAUACGUUUCACUUGCGUCUCUUGCAUCCAGGACCACAGCUCUUACUUGCUACGAUUCGUCACCACUUCUACCCUAUUGGGGGCAGGAACUUGGCGAAGAAGGUCACACAUCAAUGCGUGAGAUGUUGUAGGAUCAAGGCAAGCACUAUCCAACCUAUGAUGGGAAAUCUUCCAGAGCAACGCUUGCAUCUGGAAUUUCCUUUCUUAGACUCCGGUGUCGAUUAUGCUGGACCUGUCAUGAUAGCUGAUCGUAAAGGACGAGGGUGUAGACUCAUUAAAGCCUUCAUUUGUGUUUUUGUGUGUCUGGCUACCAGAGCCGUCCACCUCGAACUUGUAUCGGACCUCACGAAGGAGGCUUUCCUGGCUGCCAUGAACCGCUUUAUUGCUCGAAGGGGGAAGCCACGUAACAUCUUUUCCGAUAACGGUACAACGUUUGUCGGGGCUUUCAAUGAGUUGGCUAACUUGCUAUCACAGGACCUGAACUUAAGCAUCAUUGAUCCGGGCAUUAACUUCUCCUUUAUCCCUGCGUACACUCCUCACUUCGGCGGAUUAUGGGAGUCCGCAGUUAAAUCUACGAAGCACCACCUCAGAAGAGUUCUAGGUUUAACAAACCUUACUUUUGAAGAGAUGGCAACAUGUCUAAUUCAAGUGGAGGCUAUCUUGAACUCCAGGCCUUUAACUCCGCUUUCCAACGAUCCUUCCGACCUUACACCUUUAACUCCAGCACAUUUCCUUAUUGGACGAUCACUUGUUAUGUUGCCUCAUCCACAGAUCGAGAGUACGAACAUCACCAAUCUGCAACGGUUUCGACGAGUUGAAUACUUGAAACAACAUUUUUGGCAUCGUUUCUCUCAGGAAUACAUUCUGUGGCUGCAGGAGAAGACGAAAUGGCACCGAUCGUCAGGAGAGCUGAAAGAAGGGACACUCGUUGUCAUUAAAGAUAAAAGCUUACCGCCUUUACUCUGGCUUUUAGGGCGCAUCACACGGGUGCUUCCUGGCAGAGAUGGCGUAGCCAGAGUCGCCGACAUCCACACGCGUAGGGGUGUCAUUCGGCGAGCCUUUAACACCAUCUGCCCUCUACCUGUCUCUGUUGAAGACUCUUCAACGGGGGGAGAUGUUGACGCACACACUCAACUACGUGCGGCGUGCGGGAGGGCGCCACCGGCGAAGACGCGCGCGGCAAAUGGCCGCCCACCCCGCGCGCCCCGCGCUUCGACAGUCCGCUGUGAGCCGCGACAACGACCCCGCGCUCGCGCUUACAAUCUUAUUAUCUUAUAUACUUUUCGUUCGUAUCGUUCCUUAUUGUAACAGUUCUUAUUUACAUUACAACAUAUUAUACAGUCCACCUUUAUUAUUUACUCCA